Molecule: messenger RNA, 273 nt
Organism: Pieris macdunnoughi
Lineage: Eukaryota; Metazoa; Arthropoda; Insecta; Lepidoptera; Pieridae
Source: the annotation of a GenBank genome assembly
AUGGCCAAACGCACCAAGAAGGUUGGAAUUACUGGCAAAUAUGGUACUCGUUACGGUGCCUCCCUUCGUAAAAUGGUCAAAAAAAUGGAAGUGACCCAACACGCCAAAUAUACUUGCUCCUUCUGUGGAAAAGAUGCCAUGAAACGUAGCUGUGUGGGUAUUUGGUCAUGCAAGCGUUGUAAAAGAACUGUAGCUGGUGGGGCCUGGGUUUUCUCAACCACUGCAGCUUCAUCCUGUCGUUCAGCUGUCAGAAGAUUACGUGAGGUCAAGUAA